Molecule: messenger RNA, 1176 nt
Organism: Arachis stenosperma
Lineage: Eukaryota; Viridiplantae; Streptophyta; Magnoliopsida; Fabales; Fabaceae
Product: type III polyketide synthase B
Exons: 2
Coding region: 1-1176 (391 amino acids)
Biological process (GO): polyketide biosynthetic process
Molecular function (GO): acyltransferase activity, transferring groups other than amino-acyl groups
Source: RefSeq, a predicted model, not a curated record
AUGGGAGAUGAAGGUAUCAUGAGAGGUGUCACAAAGCAAGCCAACCCUGGAAAGGCUACCAUAUUAGCUCUUGGCAAGGCAUUCCCACACCAACUUGUCAUGCAAGAAUACUUGGUUGAUGGAUAUUUUAGGGACACUAACUGUGACGAUCUUGAGCUCAAACAGAAGCUUAGCAGACUUUGCAAGACAACAACAGUGAAAACAAGGUACGUGGUCAUGUCUGAGGAGAUACUAAGGAAGUACCCAGAACUUGCGCUUGAAGGCCUUCCAACGGUGAAGCAAAGGCUAGAGAUAUGCAACAAGGCAGUGACACAAAUGGCAAUUGAAGCCUCCCAGGUUUGCAUCAAGAACUGGGGUAGAUCCUUAUCUGACAUAACACACUUGGUUUAUGUCUCAUCAAGUGAAGCUAGACUACCAGGUGGUGACCUUUAUCUAGCCAGAGGACUAGGACUCAGCCCUGCGACUCAACGAGUCUUGCUCUAUUUCGUGGGGUGCUCAGGGGGUGUGGCCGGCCUACGUGUUGCAAAAGACAUAGCUGAGAACAACCCUGGUAGCAGAGUGCUUCUAGCUACUUCUGAGACUACAAUCAUUGGGUUCAAGCCACCAAGUGCAGAUAGACCCUAUGAUCUUGUUGGGGUGGCUCUCUUUGGUGAUGGCGCUGGUGCAAUGAUAAUUGGCUCAGACCCAAUAGAGGGUACUGAGAAGCCUCUCUUUGAGCUUAACACAGCAAUUCAAGAGUUUCUGCCAGAUACUGAAAAAAAAAUUGAUGGAAGAUUGACUGAGGAGGGGAUAAGCUUCAAGUUAGCAAGAGAACUUCCUCAAAUAAUUGAGGACAAUGUGGAAGAUUUCUGUGACAAGUUAAUGAGUGUUGCUGGAUUCCAGAACAAGGAGUAUAAUAAGCUGUUCUGGGCAGUGCAUCCAGGUGGCCCUGCAAUCUUGAACCGCAUAGAGAAGAGGCUCAACUUGCUGCCAGAGAAGUUGAAUGCAAGUAGAAAGGCUUUGAUGGAUUAUGGAAAUGCUAGCAGCAACACCAUUGUGUAUGUGCUAGAAUACAUGCUAGAAGAGGCCAUUAAGAUUAGAAAGGAUGGUGGAGAUGAUCCUGAAUGGGGCAUGUUGCUUGCUUUUGGACCGGGGAUCACUUUUGAAGGGAUUCUAGCAAGGAACCUGUGUAAUUAA